Molecule: messenger RNA, 1167 nt
Organism: Miscanthus lutarioriparius
Lineage: Eukaryota; Viridiplantae; Streptophyta; Magnoliopsida; Poales; Poaceae
Source: the annotation of a GenBank genome assembly
AUGCCGGUUGGCGGUCAACCGAACACCGGAAGAACACCAGAAGCUGCUUACCCACUUCCAUGUGUCCAGAGAACAGAAGAGCAGGUCGCUGAAGACCAUAAACUUGCUUUGUAUACGCACCACACCUACGAUGAAAUAAACCGAGUUGGAGGUAUAGCUUCCGUGUUGGAUGGCGCGUGUCACCCUGUUGAAGCCGAGAAGGCCACCGGAGCAUCCUGCAUGCGGUACACGUCGCACAGGCAGGGCCCACUACGCAGCAGCUGGACCCCACAUCACAGCUACAGGGACCCAAUGCGAACCACACAAGCACCGACGAAAGAGACGGCGGCUACAGCUGCGAUGGUCGCCGUCGUAGAUGCCGACGUCGCCGAGGAGCCGCUUGUUGGAGUUGAGCCCGAUGGAGCCGUAGAGAUGCUGCUCUGCAGGAUUGAGCCGCCCGGCCGCUGCAUGACUUUGGCUGAGCCAACACACAGCGGAUCUAGAUCCGCUCCGUCGACCGCUGCCUCUGUCCACUUCGAGCGCGAGCGCCGGCAGACAGGCCCAGGAGGCCGCUGCCACCGCAAGCGACCCGGCCACACGGCUCACGCACAGGGGCGCGGGCACGGCAGCCGACACAAAGCUCAAAGAAGAGAGCUAGUACAGCAGCUUCCAUGGCAAGAGGAUAGCCGCGAUUACAGUAGUAUCUACUAUGUACACAGGGAACCAGGGCCGGCCCACCUCCCUCUGCCUGCCGGCGAGACGCCGGCGGCGAAGAGGCAAAUUCUAAGAGACCUGGUCUUUUCCCUAUCUAAAAGACCUUCGUUCGUUCUUCACACGUGUCCCGCACAACAAUCUCAACGCAACCUUGAACCGCAUACUCUCGUCACCGUUAACAACGCCGUCACCUAUAAUCCCUCUGUUCAGAUCGUGCAGCAGCAGGAGCCGCACGAGUCAAAGGUGUCCGCCACUGACACCAAUGCCUCGAUCCGCAUCUGGAUAGGGGAAAGGAGAGAGGAAAAAGUGGUCUCACCAUCACUGCCCACUCGCCGGAGCACGCACGCGGCCGAGGCUGCACCUGGCUCCGUCGAGCGGUUCCCCAUCGGCCCUAAGGAAGACCACGCAAGUGGAGUCUCUUCACAGCGACGGCGGGGCGGUCUGAUGCGUGACAGCGAUGACAACUCGCCCUGA